Nicotiana tabacum (common tobacco) is the source of this 345-nucleotide messenger RNA. The record is from RefSeq and is a predicted model, not a curated record. Lineage: Eukaryota; Viridiplantae; Streptophyta; Magnoliopsida; Solanales; Solanaceae.
AUGCCAGAGAGUUCAUACCGCCCACUAGCCAUCCAGGGUUGUUCUAGUGAGUAUUCAGGCCAUCAGGGUCAGACUUCAGGACAGCAGUCUAUGGCACGGGGUUGUUAUGAGUGUGGGGAUUCGGGUCACAUGAAGAGAUUUUGUCCCAAACUUCGGGGCAAGACAGUACAGCAGGGUCAUCAGCCUAUGAUUACAGCACCAGUCGUCCGACCGCUCAGAGGCGGAGGAAAGGCAGGUAUGGGUCGUCCUAGAGGUGGAGGCCAGGCAGGGGGAGGUCAACCAGCUAUUGUUCAGCCAGGCGGAGGAUUUGAGGUAGGUGCAUCUGGCCACCAGUCCGACGUGUAG